AAAAAAUUGGAUAUCCAAGGAGCAUCAUUGGCAGAAAGAAAAAAAAUAAAGUCAAAAAUUGAAAUGUUUCGCUGUGCUGUUUUAGCUGUUCGCAGCAUACGACCUCUUUCGAUCCCAUAUUUCAAUGCAGCCAGGAUCAUUCGCAAUGACCACAGAGGUUUUAAUACUUUGAAUAAAAUAGGCUGCAAUGCAAUUCCCGAGGUUGGAGUUUCUAGUUCUUUGGUGAAUAACAAACAGAUAUUGGAUAUAUCGAGAAAUAUUGUCCCGGUGCCGUCAAGGACUGUUACUAAAUUCAGUUUGAAGAAAGGGAAAAGGAAGACUGUGAAGGCAGUUAUUCGGAGAUUCUACAGAUUGGAUUGGGGAGCGUGGAUUCGACCUAGAGUAGGAAGAAAGAAGAGGCUGUGGACUAAGUCUGGGGCCCGACAAAGGCGUCUAAGGCAACACUUGUUAGUCAACUCUACCCAGACUACUCUCCUUGACAAAAUGGUAACAAAAUUCUGGAAGAAACCCAAGUACUAUGUGGACGACCCUUAUGCACCUUACCACACAAGAGAAGAGUUUUCCAUUACAAGAAAAAAACCAUUUCAACACAAGUAAUGUAUGUAGGUACUUGCAGAUAGUUGUAUUUAUUGUUAAUUUUUAGUUUAAAAUAAAUAAUAUGAAAUUACAA
Messenger RNA from Pectinophora gossypiella (pink bollworm), 670 nucleotides. It is a transcript of the gene mRpL35, whose product is annotated as 39S ribosomal protein L35, mitochondrial. The record is from RefSeq and is a predicted model, not a curated record. Gene Ontology annotation, biological process: translation. Gene Ontology annotation, cellular component: ribosome; mitochondrion. NCBI's taxonomy places the organism in Eukaryota, Metazoa, Arthropoda, Insecta, Lepidoptera, Gelechiidae. The coding region runs from base 64 to 597 and encodes 177 amino acids. Gene Ontology annotation, molecular function: structural constituent of ribosome. The transcript has 2 exons.